Messenger RNA from Solea solea (common sole), 5394 nucleotides. RefSeq names its product mitogen-activated protein kinase kinase kinase 12-like. The record is from RefSeq and is a predicted model, not a curated record. NCBI's taxonomy places the organism in Eukaryota, Metazoa, Chordata, Actinopteri, Pleuronectiformes, Soleidae. The coding region runs from base 550 to 3378 and encodes 942 amino acids. Gene Ontology annotation, molecular function: ATP binding; JUN kinase kinase kinase activity. The transcript has 14 exons. Gene Ontology annotation, biological process: protein autophosphorylation; JNK cascade.
CCUCUGAUAGGUGGACAUCUGCAUCGAGCCUCCUCCCUCACAUUCCUCCCCCCUCUUCUCCUCCUCCUCCUCCCUCCCUGCCUCCCUCGGUCUUCAUCCUUCCUUCACCAUCUCCGCUCUCUCGCUCUCUCUCCUCUCCAGUCGUGGUUACUAUAGGUGAGGUGGCCGUAUAAAUCCCUGAGUGUGCGCACAUCUCAUCCUCAGAGGAGAAUGGCAAAGCAGCAUCAGGAGGAGGAGGAGCAGGUGUAGGCACGAGAACAACAAGCCGUGUUUACUGUUCACGGGGAAACGCGCAGACGAAGACGCGCACUUCCACGCAGCCCUCUUUCAGGCGCAGAAGCCUCACUUGGACGCAGAGAGAAGAAGGAGGAGGAGGGGAGGUGUGGAUGCUGAGUGCACAGAAAGGAAGAAUUAUUAUUAAACGGUGGAUGUUAUUUAGACUGAAUCCUGAACCAAAGUGGAAUACGCUAUUGCCUUCACCGGGGAUGGAGUGAAGCUGUCGACACUGAGCUCCCUCUUCGCUACUUGUUUGGAUGACAGCAGUUCCUCAUGGCCCUCGUUCAUGAACCUCGUGCCCCAUCUCCUUCUCUCUCUGGCUUCAACUCACCGCUCUCUGACCCGCCAUCUUUUCGGCGGCUCGACGCAGAAACACCAUGCACGCCAGAAAUGGAUCUGACCCCGACUCAGUGCGUCCUUCGCAACGUCCUCUCCAUAGACACUGGAGGGGAUGUUGAGCCCAGGGACGGAGGAGGAGAGGGUCAGACUGCUGGACACAACCACACGCCAGGAGAAGAACAACAGGAGCACUUUGCCAACAGUGUCCUGAAGCUCCAUGAGCAUGAUGGGAGCUGUGGAAGGACCGAGGGAGAGGGGCAGGAGCCGGACAGCAGCACAGUCAGGAGCCAGGCGGAUGCUGCCAGGUUACAUUGCCAGUCUACCGGAGGAGGUGGAGGGUUUCUGGAGGGGUUGUUUGGCUGUCUGCGGCCCGUCUGGACAAUGAUUGGCAAAGCCUACUCCACAGAGCACAAGCAUGUCCUGGACGAGGCAUGGGAGGUCCCAUUCGAGGAAAUAUCGGACCUACAGUGGGUGGGCAGUGGAGCGCAAGGCGCCGUCUUCCUGGGUAAACUCCAUGCACAGGAAGUGGCGGUAAAGAAAGUGAGAAAUAUCAAGGAGACCGACAUCAAGCACCUGCGCAAGCUCAAGCACCCCAACAUCAUCACGUUCAAAGGUAUUUGCACACAGGCUCCAUGUUACUGCAUCCUCAUGGAGUACUGUGCCCAGGGGCAGCUGUACGAGGUGCUGAGAGCGGGCAGGAAGAUCACUCCAUCCCUUCUCAUGGACUGGGCCAUGGGCGUCGCUGGUGGCAUGAACUAUCUCCACCUACACAAGAUCAUCCACAGAGACCUCAAGUCACCGAACAUAUUGAUCACCUACGAUGACUCAGUGAAGAUCUCUGACUUUGGCACGUCCAAAGAGCUCAGUGACAAGAGCACCAAGAUGUCCUUCGCUGGGACGGUGGCCUGGAUGGCUCCUGAGGUCAUUCGAAACGAACCUGUCUCAGAGAAGGUGGAUAUUUGGUCGUUUGGUGUUGUGAUGUGGGAGAUGCUGACAGGAGAGGUGCCCUACAAGGAUGUAGACUCUUCCGCAAUCAUCUGGGGAGUGGGCAACAACAGUCUGCAGCUGCCUGUACCUGAAAGCUGUCCAGACAGCUUCAAGCUGCUCCUGAGGCAAUGCUGGAACUGCAAGCCAAGGAACAGGCCGUCAUUUCGACAGAUUCUCCUCCAUCUGGACAUUGCCUCAGCUGACAUGUUGUCCACUCCACAAGAAACCUACUUUCAGUCUCAGGUGGAGUGGAGGGAUGAGGUGCGGCACCACUUUGAGAAGAUUAAGUCUGAGGGGACGUGUCUUCACAGGUUGGACGAGGAGCUGAUCAAAAGACGCAGAGAAGAACUGAGACAUGCACUGGACAUCCGGGAGCACUAUGAGAGGAAACUGGAGAGAGCCAACAAUCUCUACAUGGAGCUAAACGCGAUCAUGCUGCAGCUGGAAAUCAAAGAGAAAGAACUGCUCAAGAGGGAGCAUUCACUGGACAAGAAGUACCCGGGCUGCUUCAAGCACCACAGUUCCAGACAGUCGGCCUCCUCCAACUCGAUGGAGAAACUCAUGAAGAAACGCAACGUACCUCAGAAACUGCCGUCAUAUAGCAAGAGACCAGACUUACUAAAGUCAGAAGUCAUCCUUCCCAAACUGGACUCGUCCAUGACCCAGGUCACAAUACCCAACAAAGGUUCUACCUCCCCUGGACGCUCACGCAGAGGAAAACCCCGCUACAGAAAAGCUGGGAAAGGCAGCAGUGGGGAUUUGGCUCAGCUAAAAGCCACCCUGUCUUCAUCUUUAGCAAUGGUCAAUGUCACCUCAUCUGUUCCCAGCAGCAAGCAUCAUCUAGACCCCAGUGCAGCCAUCAGAGGCCUGCAGCAUGACCUGCUACUCAAAAAAAUGUCCUCCUCCAGCCCUGAUCUCAUUUCAACCACGCUGGAAGCCGAAGGGCGGAGGAAGGGACAGAUGAGGCCAGGGCUGGACAGAGCGGGCAGUCAGAGUGCCUCAGCUGGUCUGGGGGAAAGCAGAAGUACUGGAGGACCAGAGGAGCGGACGGGUGUGGAUGUAGUAAAUGAUGACUUGGCAGAAACGCCUCCACGCAGUGACACGCCCAGCGAAGACGCAGCUUCCAUCCCGUUCUCCAGCAGCCCGGACUCGCCGUGUGGCAGGGGAGCCGCCGCAGGGAGGGCGUCUGUGCUCGGCAGCCCCCGCGUUCCCCACGACAGUGAGGAGAAGGAGGAAGGAACAGUGAUCACGCGCUCACCCAGAAGUCAACGUCUCACACCUGCAGCACUUCUCUACAGGGCAGCAGUUACACGCAGUCAGAGACGUGGCGUGUCCUCAGAGGAAGAAGAAGGCGAAGUGGACAGUGAAGUGGAGUUGCCAAGAAGACGGCGUCCUGUGAGCAUGACCAAAUGCCAGUCCCUGUCCACGUUUAGCUCCGAGAACUUGUCUGUCUCGGACGGCGAGGAGGGAAACACCAGUGACCACUCCCAUAGCGGCACACCAGACGUGGUCAGCACCAACACAGACGAGCGUCUGGAUGACAAGAGCGAUGACCUACUCUCUCAGGGUUCAGAGAUUCCCGCCGACCCAUCUGACCCGACCCAGCUGGGCUCUGACGGGCUGUCUGAGAAAGAAGCUGUCCUACGACAAGUCAAGACCCAGCUGGCUUCAAAUGACCACAAUUAUGAGGGCCUAUAUGAUGAUUCAGACUGUGACAGUGCAGAGCUGGAUCAUUCAGGCUGUACGGAGCCCAACCAGCCUCCAACCAACUGGUGAAAACCCAACACCUCAGCCCACUCAGACACUCACUGGCCUCUUUCCCUAUCACGAGACGUUAGAAAACACAAGAGUCGUGAUCAGGGACAUUAGAGAGGGUCAGGGAGGGAAGGACUGUCUCCUUCAUUUUGAGCUGCAUCACAAAACAAAUACUUGGAAAAAACGGUUGUGUGGGAUCAAAACUCCUGAUACCCUGGGAACUGAAUCACACUCUAUUUGAGAUAAACGCAUCAUGGGGAUUUGAAACUAAAUCGUGGCACCAGCCAAGCUGACGGGGCAGCUGCUUUCUCUGCUCCUUCCACCGCAACUGGUCCAAGACCAGCUCUGCAGAAACACAUCGAACAACACCUCAGUGACAGAGGCCUCGGUCAAAAGAGGCCGUCUACACAAACACGUUAUCCAUGUCUGUUGUAAUGUCCCACGUUCAUUUUUAUGUCUUUAUUUCUGUCAUAUCCAUUUAUGUUGAGAACACGUUCAUGAACUCCAACCAGGGCUCAUUGUCAUUUGAAAACUUCACCGUUACUUGACACCCACCGAUGCUACUUGCACUUAAGUUAUGAAAUUGUCCAAUGUCCUUGAGAUGAUUGUGUCAUAUUCUCUGAAAUCAUUAUGCACUAAUUUAUUAUUUAUUUACAGUGAAUUUAUUGACAUUUCUUUUUUUAAAAUUCCCUUUUUCAAAAAAAAGGGAAGUUUACAUUUUUCCAUGUGUUGUUUACAUUUGUAACUCGGAUUAUGUUGCCAUUUUCUACUUCUGUGUUUUAAUAUAGAUGUAAAUAUGUGACGCUGUACAAUGAACAAAUUUUUAAAAUGUGAGAUUGUAUAAUUUAAAGGUGCUGAUGUUUCUAAUUAGGUGGAGCUAAUCUAUUUGAACCUCAAACAAAAAAAAGCUUAUGGUAGUAGAAUGUACUGUAGCUGCUGUUCAUGUCUGAGCAUCGAAACAGAGACGGAAGAGGAACAACAACGACAAAAAGCAAUAUGUCUGCUGUAGUACAGUAUGUCCUGUCAUAUCACAGGUCAACAGGAACCACAUCUGGGACCUUUCAAUUCUGAAAAAUUAGUAUUGCAGUGUUUAUUGUAUUAAAACAAUACCGGUUCUGAAAUCAUUUUCUGAGCAUCAAGGUGUGUAUAUAUCAUCAAAAACUGCACAGUAUGAAAAUGACAAACCUGCAGAAAUGAAAAAUGCACUCCAAGUACUACUUAACAUGGAAAGCAUUUGGGCCGUUAAUACAGAUCUCAAAACGUGAAAAAUUAUGCCUGCGUUUCUGGUUUUCUGCCAUUAUUCAACCAUGCAAGUUGGCACAACAUGUGCUAAUACAGAAGAGGAAAUUAUUCUUUAAGGGAGAGUUACAAGCAAGUAACCCAUUUGUUCUAUGCUGAUGAUUUUAGUAUUGUUAUAUUUAGUAUGUAAACGUGGCUUCCUAAACAUCAGUGGGUAAAAAUACCCAACAUUUUAAAAGCCAACAUUUCUACCCACCCCAAUAUCAGGUCUGUGAUGUGACAAUUUCCCCUGCUUUAACAUAGAAGCUGAAGAUUUCCAAGUCCAGUGUGGUUCAUCAGUAUAAAAAGGAAAAUUAGAUGCUAGUCCUAAUAAGCUGAAAAAAUGUCCAGCAGGCCAUUUAUUUACAUAGGUUUGAGGCCUCCUCUAUAUUUGGUAUGACGUUAAAGACUGUGAUGCAUUUGGUUUAAUCUGACUGUAUAGUGGCACAAGAUCUUCAAUUUAUAACUGAUCAGGUCAAAAUCAAUAAGCUAAAAAUGGCAGCUUUUUUAUUUAUGUUUUUAAACCGAUUGAGCCCCAAGAUUUAAAGCUGAAAAUCCUCAUGCAGGAGAACAAAUGUUGCCAAAAGCAAAACUACUGCCCUCUAGUGUCUCGAACGUAGAGGUACUCGUUCCCUUUGAUGCUGAUCAAUACAACCCAGUAUGACAUGCAAUGUUUGCCUUUUAUACUGCAUAAGUGUAACUGUACAAUAAAUAUAUUUAACAAUUUAAAAUAAAAAAAUCAUGCUCGUAAAAUUUCAA